Molecule: messenger RNA, 2487 nt
Organism: Owenia fusiformis
Lineage: Eukaryota; Metazoa; Annelida; Polychaeta; Sabellida; Oweniidae
Source: the annotation of a GenBank genome assembly
CUUCCGGCAAAAACAAAUUCAAACAUUUCCGAGUUGAGCAGGAGUUGAGGACCGAAGAAGAUGGGAAAUUACCUUUCUAGGGGUGAGCCAGAAACUCCCGUUAGGAAGGGAAAGAAAAGGAAACUGCAAGAUGACACUAAUAUUGAACAGACUGAUAUAACAAUUGACUUAGAUACUCCAAAAAGGAAAAAACUGAAGUGUACUGCCAAGUACAUCUAUGAAACACUGUUUAUCAAUGGAGAGAAUAGCGAUAUUACAAUUGCAGCAUUAGGAAAAGAAUGGAAUCUACACAGGGUUUACAUACGCCAGUCUGGAUACUUUGCCAGCAUGUUCAGUGGCUCAUGGAUGGAGUCAACGCUUGAUAGAAUCACAAUGGACAUACCUGAUGAAAACAUUGAUGUACACGCUUUGGAGGUAGCCUUUGGCUCACUAUACAGAGAUGAUGUGAGUCUAGUUCCAGCACGUGUUACUAGUGUAUUAGCAGCUGCUAGUCUAUUACAACUGGAUGAUUUGGUUCAUCAAUGUGGGAACAUCAUGGAGGAAACUAUCAGUGCCAAGACAGUGAAUGCUUACUACACGGCUUCUGUUACAUAUGGACAGCAUAAUGCUGCCAAGAAAUGCAAGAUAUGGCUUGAGCGCAAUCUUUUAAAUAGCCCCAGUAUUACACUGCUUAGGAAAAUAAGCCCAGAGUUGAUGACGGCCACUGUGGGAUCCCCCAAUCUGUUUGUUAUGCAAGUAGAAAUGGAUGUCUACUCAAUACUAAAAAAGUGGAUGUUCCUACAUGUUGUACCCUCAUACAAAGGCAGUUCUAAACCUAUGCAUGAAGUUAUUAACAAGUACUUCAAAGAAGAAGUGAUGCUGAGUGAAUAUGAGAGUUUCCUAGAAACAGAGCAGGGGAAGAGCUUUUGUAGCACCUUCAAACAGAUCAGAUUUCAGCAUAUUAUUUCUGACCUCGACUCAGCUCAAAUCUUGGAGAAGGAUAACAUUGUGCCAAAAGCUUGGUUGAUGUCACUCUAUAGAACCCAGUGGAAGCAAAUGUUGAGGGUUGAACAUGGUAAAGAUUUGGGGCCACAGGAGGAAAUGAUCCCAGAAUUCCCAAGCAUAGCCAUGCGAUGUGGAAGGAUCUUACAGAAAGAUGGGUAUUACUGCUGGAGGUGGACUGGCCACAGUUAUGGUGUGGAUUUACUCAUAUCCUUCCACAACAAAUUGAUUAUCUUCAAACGCAAUGUAGAAAGCCAGAAUUCCACAGUUUCCGUCAGCCUGUGUAACAAACGCACAAUCCUCUACAAGCUGACCAUUGCCUCGCUCGACAAACAUGGGCAGGCUAGCUACAAGAAAUCUACGAAAGUAACAAAACUAUCGUUAGAAAAAGAUGAGGAACAAGUGGUAAUAGGUGUGGACCGUCAUGCAAAGUUCCCUCUACAUAUCAGUGUGAAUAUCCUUUCAUUUUCCCCCAGCCAAUCUUCUAUAGACUUAUACAAACACAAACACAUUCUACCAAUUGAUAGGUCCCCGAUGCUUAAAUCAAACAAUGACCGAUCCCCUUCAACAUUGAGACAGAAUACAAGCUUGCCAUCAAGUUGUGGUGACUCUGAAAAUCACGAGGAGAGUGAAGACAGUGUUGGGGAUAUGGAUGUAUUUCACUUAGCUCAAAAUGAGGAGUUGAAACAACAAAACGAAUCGGGAGAUCUGGAUAGUUCAUGAACCUUCACAAGCAACGAUCUAAGUCUUUGACAAGUCGUUCAAAAUUUGCAGUUCAAAAUGUGUUCAAACAUGAUAAAUAUUCUUUCUCUACAAUUAAGUUGUCAUAAUACAAAUGCUGUGUAUUUAUUGCAUUUGAAAAUAUAAAGAAACAAUUUUUACAACUACACCUGUGUGUUAUUUAUUUUAUCACAGACUAAAACUGUAUAAUCAUAUCUAACAGUUUAAAUGGAUAGAUAUACCAAGUACCUUAUUUGCUUUGAAUUAUGAUAUAAUUUCUUGGUUAUUCUUGGGUACAUAUGAAUGUACAGUGAAGCCAAUAGUGAUUUUUUGUUAAUGAUUUUUUUCCAUAGAAAAAUAUAAAUAAAACAUAGACAUGUGUUGCAGCAUUGCAUAAGCCACAAAAUACAAGUGAAUACGUUUGCAAAUAGUGAUAUAGGAUCACAUAAUAUCCAAAUCUUCAGAUUAAAGAUAAAAAGCAACCGAAAAAUCAAAAUUGUCAAUUUUUUGAAAAAAGUAAUAGAACUUGCAAAAUUGUGAUGAUAGGUCAAAACUAGAACAAAAACUACAACCUUGGUUAAACAUGAGUAAAUGUCUAAAGCUUUUCUUUUUGAAGGUAUGUAUUUUGGAUUAAGCUCUUUAUGCCUAUUUGCUAAUGCCUAUGGCAACUUACAAGCAUUGUGUAGUACUGGAGUAGCUCUACACCAGUUUUGGAAAAUCAGAGCUCAAAAAUUGAAAAAGGUCUUUCUGAAUUUUUCAAGGUCAAAUUUCAACUUUCUGUAAUUG